AACGUGUCGUUGUUUACCGCCGCAAUUUUUCACAUUCACAUUUCACAGUAAUCUCUUAGUUGUUUUUUUAAAUAUUUAUAAAAUAAUUUCAUUGUUACUUUUAAUUGAUUUUGUAAAAACGUGAUAUUAUUAGUGCUCUAUGAUGGCCGAUAAAGAAAAGGAUGAAGUUGAGGCAACUAUUGCUGAUGAAGGAGUUGUUAUGAAAUACAAGGCGGCCGGAGAAAUCGCUAACCGUGUUCUUGUUGAAAUAAUUGAAAAAUGUAUAGAAGGAGCAUCUGUGCGUGAUGUAUGUAUAUGGGGCGAUAAUUUAAUUUUAGAAGAAACCAGUAAAGUUUUCAAAAAAGAAAAAGAAAUGAAAAAAGGCAUUGCUUUUCCUGUCUGUAUCUCUGCUAAUAGCUGUAUAUGUCAUUUUUCUCCUAUCAGGAGUGAGCCAGAUCAUAUUAUAAUCAAAAAUGAUGUUCUGAAAAUAGAUUUAGGAGUCCAUUUAGAUGGUUUUAUUUCCAUGAUUGCUCAUACUAUUGUUGUUGGUGCCAAUUCAGAAAAUAAAGUAACUGAUAAAAGAGCAAAUUGUUUCUUAGCUGCACAUCAUGCAUCUCAAGCUGCAUUACGAUUAAUGAGGCCUGGUAAUGAUACAUAUCAAAUAACAGAAAUGGUUUUAAAAGUUUGCAAAGAGUUUGAUUGCAAACCUGUUGAAGGUAUGCUUAGUCAUCAGCUUCAACAAUUUAAAUUAGAUGGCCCUAAAACAAUUAUACAAAAUCCAAGUGAAUCACACCGUAAAGAACAUGAAAAAGCAACUAUUGAAGUAAAUGAAGUUUAUGCUUUGGAUGUACUUGUAAGUACUGGAAGUGGUGUUGCCCGUGAAACGACUGCAAAAGUAUCUGUCUUUAAAAAGACUGAUGAAGUUUAUCCUUUAAAACUAAAAGCUUCAAGAAUGUUUUACACUGAAGUAAUUCAAAAAAAUAGUAUAAUGCCAUUUAAUUUGAGAAACUUUGAAGAUGAAAAGAAAGCUAAAAUGGGUGUAAUGGAAUGUGUGAAUCACAAACUAAUAGAACCUUUUCAAGUGCUUUUUGAAAAGACUGGUGAAACUGUGGUACAAUAUAAGUUUACUGUGCUGGUGACACCUACUGGACCCGCUAGAAUUACAGGGUUGCCAUUUGAAGAAGAUGUUUAUGUACCCACAUUAGCUAUUAAGGAUCCUGAAGUUUUGACACUUUUGAAAACUUCUGUAAAUCAAAGAGGAGUUUUACAACCAGUUAAAAAGAAGAAAAAGAAAGCACAGAAGAACUCCACAAGUGAUAUGGAUGUUGAUCAACUAACAAGGAGUGAAGAAAAAAUGGAAGUGGAUGCAUCUGCUUGAAAUUAUAUAUUUUAUUAAAUAAGAAAAAUGUACAAAUAUGUUUUAAGCGUCCAACUACAUACUUAUCUACUAAUUUUAACUACAAAAUUUUUUCAAGUCAUUUUGAAAUAAAUUCGUCUUUAGUUGAAGGCAAACUGAAUAAUAUUUAAGAUUUUAGGAAAUGACCGAAUUUUUGUAUUGAAAUAUUUCAAAAUUAAUUGUUAUUAUUUAAGUGACAUGUUUUCUCUUAGUAUUUCUUUAUUCUAUUAUUUAAUGAUUUAAAAUAGUUA
Daktulosphaira vitifoliae (grape phylloxera) is the source of this 1626-nucleotide messenger RNA. RefSeq names its product proliferation-associated protein 2G4. The transcript is spliced from 8 exons. The record is from RefSeq and is a predicted model, not a curated record. Lineage: Eukaryota; Metazoa; Arthropoda; Insecta; Hemiptera; Phylloxeridae. Bases 140 to 1357 code for a protein of 405 amino acids.